GAAUUGGACGAAGAAGGCCGUUCAACACUUCAUGUGGCGGUAGCCUAUCGUCAGGUGGAGACAGUGCGAUAUCUGGUGGCUCCGGCUCGGAAGAGCUCCACUGCGCCAAACGACUUGCCCACUUUGGUAUCGGACAAUCUGGAUUUGGAUAAAAUCGGAGGUGCCGGAGUAGAUCCAAAUCACAAAACAUCCUAUGGAUCAACUGCGCUGGAAGAGGCGGAAAUACGUCACCUUAAAGAAAUCGUUGACAUCUUGAAGCCCCUAGCAAGCAAGUAG
This is a messenger RNA of Dibothriocephalus latus, 276 nucleotides long. The record is from the annotation of a GenBank genome assembly. NCBI's taxonomy places the organism in Eukaryota, Metazoa, Platyhelminthes, Cestoda, Diphyllobothriidea, Diphyllobothriidae.